Molecule: messenger RNA, 1729 nt
Organism: Cotesia glomerata
Lineage: Eukaryota; Metazoa; Arthropoda; Insecta; Hymenoptera; Braconidae
Gene: HLH3B
Exons: 4
Coding region: 625-1524 (299 amino acids)
Biological process (GO): regulation of transcription by RNA polymerase II
Molecular function (GO): protein dimerization activity; DNA-binding transcription factor activity, RNA polymerase II-specific; RNA polymerase II cis-regulatory region sequence-specific DNA binding
Source: RefSeq, a predicted model, not a curated record
UUUUUUUUACACGGGAAAUAGAAGACAAUUUCUCACGAAGCUUUGAGUGGUAAUUACGGUCGAAUGAUCACUGAUGACACUCCCUAAUAAAACCCUCAUUGCCGAUACAAACUUGUCACAAUAACUAAAAAGCCACACGUGACUAGUUGGCCACUUGACAAUCGUGGGGUGGUAAAACGAGAUCAUCUACUCUUUAAUAAAAACAAUCUCGUCACUUUCUAUUGAUGCACUGGAAAUAAAUCCACUGCUUAACUUUUUGCGCAUUAUUAUCUUUAUCAUACCCUUCUUACUUACCAUUAUAAUAAUAAUAAUAAUUAAUAUAUUUUUUAUAAAUACUAAUACGGUUUUGAUCGCCCGGGAGAGCACCGUCAAAUAGAACACCAGGGUGAGACAAAAAUUGAUACAGAUAUACGUGGCCCAGGGAUGCUGCGUCGCAUGGGAUGUCCCAGUAGCUCCACCCACGUCUGCUCCGCCUUUGCUAAAUAAUAUUUUAACUCUCCAGAAUACCAGUGCUUUUCGAUUAGUUAAAUCACGACAUUCGUCACCAGCACGUCGUUUGAAUUUUAAAUUAUCUCUUCAAUUUUGUGAACAAAAAAAUAAAUCCUCUAAUUAUUUAAAAAAAAAAUGCCAAUGCUGACUUACGUUACGAAUAAUGGAGCGACAGAUGCUGAGGACAGAUCACCGACAACUUCUCUCAUCUCAGGAGACGGUGAGAUCGUCGAUGACUCGGGAGAUUCACCGGGAACUAGGGAUACUGAGGAAGAAGCUAUGUUAUCGGAUGAAUUUUAUUCGCUUGAUACCGACGACGAGGAAGACCCGCUUAAGAAGAGAAAGGAAUCUUUAGCUAUAGAUGGUUCAUGCAGUAGCCGUCACCUCAAUUCGCCGUCGGGGCAAAUAGGAACAGGAGGAGUUAGAAAAUUAUUCACCAACAGUCGGGAACGUUGGCGACAACAAAACGUCAGCGGUGCUUUUGCCGAAUUGCGUAAAUUGGUGCCGACUCAUCCGCCGGAAAAAAAAUUGUCGAAAAAUGAAAUUCUUAGAAUGGCGAUAAGAUACAUCAGACUCCUAACAAACGUCUUGGAAUGGCAAAAAGCCCAAGAACGCAAUGCAACUCUCCAGAACCACGUGAAAAUAAAGUGCGAGCCGCAUUUGAACUAUCAGCUAAAAAGUCAGAUACAGAAGGAAGAAAAAUCCCGAUUUGUAGAUCACGCGCCCGGGCAGCAUUGUGAUAAAAACGGCAAUGAUUUGCUGAUGAUCGCUCCUCUGAUCACGCCAAAUCAUCAGACUCUGAAAAAUCAAAUUUCCCAGAGCCAAAACCGCUCCAGAGUCUUCCAAAAAUCUCACAACACCCUCAUCGUGUCCAACAUCAUCUCCAAUGGCAGCUCCUCGGCUGCCUCUUUAGUUUCCAGCUUGAGAAGUCCCAGCAAGCGCUUGAAGGUUGAGCGAGACGAGGAAGAAGCUAGUAUAAAAAUCUCGAGGAAUAAGAGGUCGAAGGUCUAUAAAGAUUGCAAAAAUUCCGAAUAAAGUUGUUUUAUUAAUUAUUUAUAAUAUAUAUUUAUUAUUAUGUAAUUAAUAAUUUGUUAUUUAUAUUGCAUCUUUUUAAAUGUGCAAUUUAAUAUUAAUCGAUACUGCAGCUUUGCUCAGUGUACAUAUAUAAUAUAAAUGUAAUUUCAUUUAAUUAUUUAAAACUUAAUUAUAAUUAACCCUUGAAGGACUAAUUUACACCCCG